Triticum dicoccoides is the source of this 1571-nucleotide messenger RNA. RefSeq names its product myb family transcription factor PHL7-like. Gene Ontology annotation, molecular function: DNA binding; DNA-binding transcription factor activity. The coding region runs from base 381 to 1373 and encodes 330 amino acids. The transcript has 7 exons. The record is from RefSeq and is a predicted model, not a curated record. Lineage: Eukaryota; Viridiplantae; Streptophyta; Magnoliopsida; Poales; Poaceae.
GAGAAAGCCAUAGCCAUGUGAAGGGCACCGGCUGCCCAGGGCGAACUGAACCCAUCCAAAUCUCUGCUCCCAGUCCCAGGAGGAAGGGGCGGACACAGAAAGAUCUCCCAGUCUGCGGGAACCACCGGGCACGGUACGGUUCCGCGCUAGCCCGGGGCACGGGGAUCCUCGCGGCCCGUCCGCGCCAUCCGCCGAGCUAUCCAUCCUGCGGGAGGGGUGGGUCUUGAUUCAGCCAGGUGAUUGUUCAAGAACAUCAACGAAGCGACGGGACAGUAAAUCUGUCAGAUUUCUUAUACUCCCACUGCAUAAUCUACUUGUUGUGGUGGAAAUCCACAACGUGGUUACCUAGUUGAUGACGUUCUUUCUUCAGAGGAUGCCAGAUGUAUGAACCAAAGCCAUUUUCGAGCACUGGAUCAGCGCACAGCAAUCCGGUUUCUCACGAUCAACAAAUCGGACCAACUGCCAACAAUGCAGCAUCUAAUAUUGGUGGAAAUGGCUCAAACAACAGCUUUGCCACCAGACAGCGUUUACGGUGGACAGAUGAGCUUCAUGGACGUUUUCUUGAGGCUGUAGCACAGCUUGGUGGACCCGACAGGGCUACUCCUAAGGGAAUUCUUAGAACAAUGGGUGUUCAAGGGUUGACCAUUUAUCAUGUCAAAAGUCAUCUCCAGAAAUAUCGGCUUGCAAAAUACAUCCCAGACCCCACAGCUAGCGGUGACAAGCCAGAGAAGAAAGAUCUAGGAAAUCUGCUUGCAGGAAUGGAAAACUCCCCGGGAAUGGAGACAAGCGAGGUUCUAAAGUUGCAGGUGGAGGUACAGAAGCGGCUACGUGAACAAUUAGAGGUACAAAGGCAGCUACAGCUCAGAAUAGAAGCCCAAGGCAAGUAUCUCCAGAAGAUCAUGGAGGAGCAGCAGCGCCUGAGCGGUGUGCUGUGCGAAUCAGGUAAACCGAACGCGCUCGCCCUGGCUGAGGAGGAGCUCCACCAUGAUUUCAGCAAGACUGAGCCAUCGACCCCAGUGUUGACCUCGGAGCCCUCAUUCCGGGACAAGGACGUUACUGCAAGUGGUGAUCUGGAAGGAACAGACGAGCUGCUCAAGGUUCUUUCUUCACAUGAUGACUGCCUCUCCUUGGACCAUGAGCUUUCGACCCCGGAUUCCAGUUGUGUUGCCGGUUACCUCCUAAACAGCCCCAGAGAUAGCAAGAGGGCUUGCAUCAGCAACAGCCUUGGCCACGGAAACAGCGAGUUCACACUUCCUCACAUCAUUCCGGAGUCGAGCUUGGUGUUCUCAUCCGGCACAGGGCGAUCUGGUUCAUCGGCGGCUCUGGAUGCCAGUGAAGAUGGUUUUACCAAUGGCUCAGGCAGUGAUGUUUGAUUAGGAUUCACUAGUUGUAUCCAUCAGUCAGUAGAGUUAUUGGUCUUAGAAGAGAGUUGAUGAUGUGGACCAUGUCUUCGAUGUGUGUUGUAUUGCAUCACUUGUGUUUAUUCAGUCAGAGGUUCCAUAAUAUUCUAACAGAUUGUAAUGUAACGAUCUAGAGCUUCAUCACGGUGAAAUUGCUGUUAUUGGGCUUCA